GGAAACCAGAAAAUCGGGUUUUACGGCAAAAUUUUAAUGUGCGUCGAACGAAGUCGGACUGCUGUAGACACAAAUACUGUUGGACAGCAACGAAUAAGCCCAAACGGCUGACUGAAUGACGGACAAGGGGAACAGGUUCGCUGGUCGUCGAGUCGCUGCGAGUCAUACACAACAAAAGAACGGCUCGUCAUGAACAGACCGAACGGAACGUAGGAAUCGGACCGUACGCGCAUUUGAAAGCGGGCUUUUAAGUUUGGUCGCCAACCGCGACUCUUGAAAUAUAUUUGGUUUAUUUAACAAAAAUUGGAAUUUGCUCUUGAGUGCGAGUUGUAUAUCGCCGACGCGCCUAAACGAAAAUAUACUAAAUGUAAUUACGAAUAUAUGAGAAUAUACAUUUCCGUGCGCGUUGCAAAAUAAUGUAAAGUGAAUCGUGGAAAAGUGAAAAAAGUGUGUGGGAAGAAGAAAAAUUCUAAUAGAAAAGAAUUAAGGUGAAUUAAAUACUCAGUGAUAAAUUUAUAACAAAAAAAAAAUAUUUUAAACCACAAAAUCUUUGAAGAAAUGAAAAAAAUAUUUAUUCUUUAAAAAGUGUGUUGUGUAAUUGUUUAAAAAAAAUUCUGAACUAACAUAAAAAAACAAAACAAUUCAGUAUCUACAAGUUAAUGUCCCUUCAUCAAUAAAAAAAACACAGGCCCUUUAAUUAAGUCUCAGACAAAUUAGAAAACAUAAAAAUUAUUGUGUAGUCCCUUGUGUCACUAUGAGCUCAUUUCUAAUGGGUUACCCACACGCGCCGCAUCACGUUCAAAGCCCCAUGGGUAUGGGUAAUGGCUUAGACCCGAAAUUUCCUCCCGUUGCCGAUGACUAUCAUCAUUAUAAUGGCCACUAUUCCAUGACGGCAACGACGGGACAUAUGUCGGGCAUGGGUGCGACCAUGGGCGGCGGUAUGCCACCCAGUAUGCCGACGCAUCCUCAUGCCACGCACCCUGCCGACAUGGUCAAUGAUUACAUGGCAGCCGCUGUCCACCAUUCUGCCGCUAAUCAUCAUCCGCCGCACCCGCAUGCACAUACAAAUAGCGCGCUCUCAGGUCACCAUCACAAUAACGGUUAUACGAAUUAUGCGCCUACACCCACUCAUCAUCACCACCAAAGUCUCGGUUACUAUGGCCAUCAUGCGGCUGCGAUGCAUACCGGUCCGCCGGAAUUCAUAUCGGCUGGAGCGGUGCACUCGGAACCUAUAACACCGUUGGGUAAUGGUGUCUAUCCACCGCCGGUAAAUACACCGAACGGUAUAAGCGCUUCACUCACCUCAAAUGGAUAUUAUAAUGGUUAUUAUGGUACAAAUGGCAGUGUCGGCAGCGCUCAUUCGCAAGGUCACUCGCCACACUCGCAAAUGAUGGAUAUGCCCCUGCAAUGCUCUUCGACGGAACCGCCGUCCAACACGGCACUGGGAUUGCAGGAACUAGGUCUCAAAUUGGAAAAGCGCAUCGAGGAAGCAGCACCCGCCGGACAACAACUACAGGAAUUGGGCAUGCGGUUACGCUGUGAUGAUACUGGAUCGGAAAAUGAUGAUAUGUUGGAAGAGGAUCGUCUUAUGUUAGACAGAUCGCCGGACGAGUUGGGCUCAAAUGGAAAUGAUGAUGAUUUGGGCGAUUCGGACACAGACGACGACCUAAUGGGCGAAACAACAGAUGGCGAAAGAAUCAUAUAUCCGUGGAUGAAGAAAAUACAUGUGGCGGGCGUUGCAAAUGGCUCCUAUCAGCCGGGCAUGGAGCCGAAACGCCAACGCACUGCUUACACCCGCCACCAGAUACUCGAAUUGGAGAAGGAAUUUCACUACAAUCGUUAUCUCACACGACGAAGACGCAUCGAAAUCGCACAUACACUCGUGUUAUCGGAGCGACAAAUCAAAAUCUGGUUCCAAAAUCGACGCAUGAAAUGGAAAAAAGAUAAUAAAUUGCCCAACACGAAGAAUGUGCGCAAGAAGACAGUCGACGCGAAUGGAAAUCCAACACCGGUAGCGCCGAAGAAGCCGAAGAGAGUGAGUGCAAAGAAGCAAGCGCAGCAACAACAACAACAGCAGCAGCAACAAUUGCAGCAGAGUAGUCAGCAACAAACACAACAACCUCCAGUAAUAAAUGAGUGCUUGCGAACGGAUAGUUUGGAAAGCAUAGGUGAUGUCAACACGUCGCUGGCGAAUACACCGUAUAUGCCUAUCGCCAGUGAUCCAACGAACAUGCUUAACGCUGCAGCGCUGCACCAGCAUCCAUGCAAUAACAGCAGUAACAACGGAAGUGGCGGCUACACAGGAUCUCAACAACAACAGCAACAACAAAUGCCAAAUAGUCAUACGAAUGGUGGCAUUAACGGUGUACCUGGCAGCUUGCAGGCAAACAACAACAACAAUCAAAUGCAUGCGAACCUUCUUCCCGCCAAUCAGCACACACACACGUCCCUGCCGCCGCCAACGCAGCAACCGGACAUGAUGGCGAAUCUGCAACACAUAAAACAGGACUAUGAUCUAACCACGCUGUAGAAAUUGCGCAUAUGGGACAGACGCACGGCCUAGGGUUCUUAAAGUAUAGACAAAUUAAUUAAUUUCAUACAAAUGAGUCUUGAAUUACAUUUGCCUGCACUUUUAGUCUUUCCAAUGUCAUUUGUGCAGCUAACUACCAUAACUGUAAACGUACGAGUUUUAUGAGUUCGCACUUAUUACAUUUCAGGUGUCAAAUUUUUAUAAUUUGGUGGGCAAUAAACAGUUAUCUUAUUUAUUUAGGCAACAUUCUUGUUAUUUACUUAUAAAAAACUGGCAGUGGAAAUUUGUAUUGUAUUUUUCUCCCAUUACACCUUAUGAGCAUAAACACGCUAAAAUGAGAGCGUGAGCGCAAACUAUAUUUACCUUAACCUCAAGAAUCUUAUUAUUAUGCUUUUUUCUUCAAAAAGACAUAAUUAAGUAGCUUUUCAAAUUGCCAUUUUCAAUGAUGGUCAAUAACAGAUUCGGAAAAUGCAGUGAAUUAGUUAAGUUGAAAAACUAAUGUACAUACAUAUAUGCUAUAAAUGCUAGUACAUAUGUGCAUAUGUGUAUAUGUGAACAAAGUGUUUUUGUACAGUCUGUACAUAUACAUACAUAAGUAGUGAUUUAAACUGUAGAUAUUACUGUAUUUACAAAUGGCUUAUGUAAUUAUAUACAUAUGUACGCAUAUAUUAAGUAAUGGUAUUGAUAAAAUUCUAUAAUUCUUGUCGAAAGAAAUAAUAUCAGUACAUUUAAUUAAAUACAUAGUUAUAGCGUAUAUAUAAGUAAUUAUACAUAGUUGUAAUUUAAAAUAUGUUUUAUUUAACUUUAUUAUUAUAAUGUUUAAGAAGAUUGUACACAAAAUUAUAGACAAUAU
Bactrocera dorsalis (oriental fruit fly) is the source of this 3383-nucleotide messenger RNA. It is a transcript of the gene Dfd, whose product is annotated as homeotic protein deformed. Gene Ontology annotation, cellular component: nucleus. Gene Ontology annotation, biological process: regulation of transcription by RNA polymerase II; anterior/posterior pattern specification. The transcript has 5 exons. Gene Ontology annotation, molecular function: DNA-binding transcription factor activity, RNA polymerase II-specific; RNA polymerase II cis-regulatory region sequence-specific DNA binding. The record is from RefSeq and is a predicted model, not a curated record. The coding region runs from base 755 to 2530 and encodes 591 amino acids. NCBI's taxonomy places the organism in Eukaryota, Metazoa, Arthropoda, Insecta, Diptera, Tephritidae.